AGCUCGGAGAGGCGGCUCGGUGGCUGCAGACACAGGCCCGGCUGACAGCCGAGACGCGGGGCGCGCCGGCCGCCGCAGCUCCGGGACCCAGCAUGCGCCGCUCGGUCUGGCUGGCGCUGGCCGCGUCGCUCCUGCACGUGUCUCUGCAAGGCGAGUUCCAGAGGAAGCUUUACAAGGAGCUAGUCAAGAACUACAACCCCUUGGAAAGGCCCGUGGCCAACGACUCGCAGCCGCUCACUGUCUACUUCUCCCUGAGCCUCCUGCAGAUCAUGGACGUGGAUGAGAAGAACCAGGUUCUAACCACCAACAUCUGGCUACAAAUGUCCUGGACAGAUCACUAUUUACAGUGGAAUAUGUCAGAAUAUCCGGGCGUGAAGACUGUGCGAUUCCCAGACGGCCAGAUUUGGAAGCCAGACAUUCUUCUCUAUAACAGUGCUGAUGAGAGAUUUGAUGCCACGUUCCACACCAAUGUGUUAGUGAAUUCUUCUGGGUACUGCCAGUACCUCCCUCCAGGCAUAUUCAAGAGCUCCUGCUACAUUGAUGUACGCUGGUUCCCCUUCGACGUACAGCAGUGCAAACUGAAGUUUGGGUCCUGGUCCUACGGGGGCUGGUCCUUGGACCUCCAGAUGCAGGAUGCAGAUAUCAGUGGCUACAUCCCGAAUGGAGAGUGGGACCUUGUGGGAAUCCCGGGCAAGCGGAGCGAGAAGUUCUACGAGUGCUGCCGAGAGCCAUACCCAGACGUCACCUUCACGGUGACCAUUCGUCGCAGGACCCUCUACUACGGCCUCAACCUGCUCAUCCCCUGUGUGCUCAUCUCUGCUCUGGCCCUGCUGGUCUUCCUGCUCCCUGCAGACUCCGGGGAGAAAAUCUCCCUCGGGAUAACGGUUCUGCUCUCUCUCACCGUCUUCAUGCUUCUGGUGGCUGAGAUCAUGCCUGCGACUUCUGACUCAGUGCCCUUGAUAGCCCAGUACUUCGCCAGCACCAUGAUCAUCGUGGGCCUCUCUGUGGUCGUCACCGUGAUCGUGUUGCAGUACCACCACCACGACCCCGACGGCGGCAAGAUGCCCAAGUGGACCAGAAUCAUCCUCCUGAAUUGGUGCGCAUGGUUCCUGCGCAUGAAGAGGCCAGGGGAGGACAAGGUGCGCCCGGUCUGCCAGCACAAGCAGCGUCGCUGCAGCCUGGCCAGCGUGGAGAUGAGCGCGGUGGCGGGGCCCCCGGCCACCAACGGCAACCUGCUCUAUAUCGGCUUCCGCGGCCUGGACGGUGUGCACUGUGCCCCCACCCCCGACUCGGGGAUCGUGUGCGGCCGCCUGGCCUGCUCCCCUACGCAUGACGAGCACCUGCUGCACGGCGGGCCAUCCUCCGACGGGGACCCAGAUCUGGCCAAGAUUCUGGAGGACGUCCGCUACAUCGCCAACCGCUUCCGCUGCCAGGAUGAGAGCGAGGCGGUCCACAGCGAGUGGAAGUUCGCCGCCUGCGUGGUGGACCGCCUGUGCCUCAUGGCCUUCUCCGUCUUCACCAUCAUCUGCACCAUCGGCAUCCUCAUGUCGGCGCCAAACUUCGUGGAGGCCGUCUCCAAGGACUUUGCUUAGCAUGGACCUGGUCCCCAGCCUGUAGGAAGCGUGUUGGCUUGGGGACUACUGGGGGCGCUGAUCCCACCGCGGCAUUCAACGGGAGGGCGUCAGUGCACCCCAUCAAUGGGAUGUCAGCACGUUUUUGUUGAAUCCUUUCAGAUCCGUGGAGCAUCCUCCCGGUCUGCAGGACCAUUGAGAGGUCAUUUUGUCCAUCCCCCGCUACCUGGUGAGCCCUUGCAUAGAGGUGGGUGGCUCAGGUCUGCCAGGGAGGCCUGCCCAGUUGGUUUGCAUGCCUGCAUGUCACUUGCCAGGAAGGCCUACGUGACAAUCCAAUGUAAGCUUUUGCCUGUGUACAAACCUAGAUUGAAACUAAUAAUAAUAAACCACACUCGCUAAAUCCAUUCAGAUAAUUGACUGGUGAAAGGAAACAGAACUAAACCAAACUGAAACUGAAAACCCAACUGCUAGUUCUUCUAUAAUUCGGAUUUUAUUUACCAAAGGCAGUUGGUAGAGAGAAACAGUUUUAUGCUGUUUCUAUAUUUUUGUUUUGUUUUAAAGAGGGAGAAAGACAUAGUUGGUCUUGUAAAUUAUGCUGUUACCUGUUACUGUGUGAUUUCUGCCAACCUACCCUGUGAAGGGAAGGACCUGAUCCCAUCAAGUCAGGGAUUUCUGUAGAUUGCAGGUGACUCCCAAGUUUUCUGUACUGCCCCAGUCACCGGGCAGUUGAGUAAGUCUGCUUUGUUCUGCAAAAUGCAAAGGACAGUAGAGUUCUAUUAGACUUGCCAGCCCAAAGUAAUAGCUACAGCUAAAUUAAACCAUCUGUGUGUUUUUUAAAAUAAUGAUUCGACGGUUCACAUGUACUGAAGUGGAUUAGAUUUAGAAAUUUGUGGAUCCAUUUAAUGUGAAAGUAUUCCAUGAUUUUUUUCCAUGUGAUAGGGCGUGGGACCUCCUCUGACUCCGCAUGGCAGGAAAGGGAGGGAUGGUGUGGCUGAUGGCUUUCCUAGAUGAAGGCCAGUAGUGGUCAGCAGGACGGGCUAAUAGUGCUGCACAGAGCCAGCCAGUGACUACAGCUCCUGGCUUUGGGGGCGCUGCCUCCCUGCAGCUGGUCCACCCAGCCUCAGUCCAGAGCGCUAGCUCAGGGGGAGAUUCACUGGAGAUUGUGCUGAAAGCAAGGGAAACUUUUCCUUUUAAAUCUAAGUGGUGACAGAAUUCUCUACUUCGAUUAUUUAGCUGACAGUAGUCACUUUGCCUCUUCCCGCGAUUUCUUAUUUUUUAAUGAGAUCACAGGGAGACACAAGGUGAGCUCACCUGUUCCAUUGUUUUAUCCAGUAACAGCUCAGAGCUCAAAACUGCAGAAGGCUCGGAGCCACUGGGGAUCUUUAAUUUGUUUCUAACCCCUAAGAUGGGUACGUCAUGAGUGAAGAUUAGAUUUUCAGAGCAAAAGAAAUCGCAUACUUUUCUCCAGCCGUUUAUUUCACUCAUUUCUGGGUAAUGAACUGGGUUUGUUUGCACGAAGGACGAUGGCGGCCUGCACAUGCGCCGUGUGUGGUGGUGGUGGGGGGAGGUGUGGUGCGCAGGCUCAGACGGGACACCUUCUUUAUAGGGAGGCUGAUUAAUAAGGCCAUGAGAGCAUCACCCCUUUGGAGCAGGGUCGGCCUCAGUGCCCACCCAUUCUUCAUGGAAUGGAUACAGGAUGCACAUGUUUUCUUUUUUCUUUUCUAUUAAUCUAUAUAUAAAACAAGUAGAAUGUUUUGAUAUAUAAAGAGAAUGCUUCAUUUCUUAUUACUAUCUGCAAAGUGAUCCCUACGACAUUUUUGCGUUUAAAAAAAAAAAAAAACUUUUUGGUUUUGCAUUUUAUAAUGAAAAAAAAAACCACACAAAAAAGCAAACAAAAGCAGCUCAUAUACUGACCACCCAAAUGACUAUUCUGCCAGUUUAAAUUGUAGCCAUAAGGAAGAGAUGCACACAUCCUUAGAAAAGUAGGAAUGACUGUCAACAGCCUCCACCACACUCCUGUUUUCUCUCCUUACUCGGGGCCACCAGUGAAUUCUGGGGAAGUGGUGGAAUUUCCAGAAAGCAGGAAAGGAAGGGAGGGAGGCACUUAGAAGAGAGAGGAAAGGGGGAAUGGAGAGAGACAUUCCUUUCUAGCACCCAUGCUAUGCACAGAGCUCUGCACUUUGUUUUCUUAGUGGUUUAUCUCAGAGAUCUUUCCAGAACAACAUAUAAAGACCUACCUCAUUUUUAACUGCUGCUUUGCAUUCCACAUCACUGGACUGUAAGUUCUUUGAUUAGUCUUUCUUUUAGUAGUGAACAUAUAGACUAUUUCCAGUUUUUAUUUUUGUACACAGAUCUAUAAUUAACAUCCUUGUUCUAUCUGAGCAUACUUUUCUGAUCAUAUCUUGGUAUAAAUUCUAACUUGGAAAUGGGAUUGCUGGGUUUGAGGCUCUGUGCAUUUCACAUGUUGAUAGUUAUCGCCAGAUCCAGACACUGAUUGACGGUUACACUUGACAAGAGUGUAACAAAAGGGCCGAUUUCUGACCUUUCUCAACACUGAGUAUUAUCAACUUAAUUUUUUUCCAAUCUGAUUGGUGAAAAAUAUUUCAAUAUUCCUCGGAUUCAGUUAAUUUUAUUCUGAGUGAAGUUGAACAUCUUUUCAAAAAUUAUUUGGCAAUUUCAGCUUUUGUAAAUUUAUAUCCUUUCCACAAUUUUCAAUUGGGUUAUUUGGGUUUUUCUUAAUUAAUUUGCCUGUACACUUUGGAACCUUUCUUAUGUCUUGAAAUAUUUUUAUUUGUUUAUUAUUUGUCUUUUGAUGUUAUUUAUUGAUUUGUUUAUUUAUUGGCAUAUAGAAAGUGUGAAGUUUUAUGCUGUCAAUUUAUUCAUUUUAUCCUUUUGCGAUCCUAGGAUUUGUUUCUAGUUUUUAAAGGUCUUCCCCAUUCUGGCUCCCUGUGUGGCAGGAACGGGAGGGCAUGGUGUGGCCCUGGAUGACAGGCCAGUCGUGGUCAGUAGAGAUUAAAAAUAAACUUACUCGUAUUUUCUUCUAAAUCCUUAUGGUUUCAUUUGUUUACCUUUACAUCUUCUAACUCCCUGGAAUUCGUUUACUGCAGGUAAUAUGGGUAAAGAUGCAUUUUUUUCCCCUCUCCAAACAGUUGGUUUGUGCCAACAGAAUAUGUUACAGUGUAUUUUGGUAACAUAAUUAUAAUCUUUUCCCCACAAUUAUAAUCUUGUUCAAAAUGCUACCUUUUGGUAAACUAAAUUCCUUUAAGUGUUUGGAUCUAUUUCUGUUUUAUUAUCUCUCCAUGAAUGCCUUUAAAUUCUGAGGCUUUAUUCAUAUUAGUAUCAAGUAUUCAUAUUAAUAUUAAUAUUUUCAAGUCAACACUCUCAACACACUCUCUCUCUCUCUCACACAUAUACACACCUUUUUUUAAAUUGGAGUUACAAUGAAUUAUAGACAAUUGAGUCUAUUCAAGAAUACUACAGUCUAGGCUUAUAUUCAAAUCUAAUAUUAUGUCACUCAGUAGGUUUAUGGUUUUGUUCAGGCAGGUCCUAUAAACUUCUUGUUGCUUAUUUCUAAAUAUUUUAUCACUUGGCUACCAUUUUCAAUGGAAUGAUUUUUCCCAUUUCAUUUUCUA
Rhinolophus ferrumequinum (greater horseshoe bat) is the source of this 5203-nucleotide messenger RNA. Its product is annotated as neuronal acetylcholine receptor subunit alpha-7. Lineage: Eukaryota; Metazoa; Chordata; Mammalia; Chiroptera; Rhinolophidae. Gene Ontology annotation, biological process: nervous system process; regulation of membrane potential; signal transduction. The transcript has 10 exons. Gene Ontology annotation, cellular component: postsynaptic membrane; neuron projection; synapse. The record is from RefSeq and is a predicted model, not a curated record. Gene Ontology annotation, molecular function: acetylcholine-gated monoatomic cation-selective channel activity; transmembrane signaling receptor activity. Bases 93 to 1592 code for a protein of 499 amino acids.